AUCAAUUAGAAAAUGACUUAUAUAUUCUUAAAACUAAACUGGAAUUACAUCCGCAAUAACAUACAAAGUGUGGCAUUUUUAUUGACCCUGCUAUUAAUAAAUCUGAUUUUAUUCAUCAGCCGGUCCAUAGAGUACCGGGCGUUUGGUUGGCUGGUGAUGUUGGCCCGGGCUAACGGCCAGUGCCUAAACUUCAUGUGCGCUUUCAUCAUAGCCUGUGUGUGCCGGAAGUCCAUCACAAAGUUGCGGUCCCACGGGUUCAGCGAGUAUUUGCCGCUCGACCACUACGUCUACUUCCAUAAGCUUACGGGUUGGGCAGUCGUCUUCUACAGUCUCUUCCACACGGCUAUGCAUGUCGUCAACUUCAGAGCCCUGUCCAAGAUUACCACCAUCUCAUGGGCGGACUUCCUAUUCUCCACACACCUGGGCAUCGGUUGGAUCGGUGGCGCCGCGUGUCUUACGGGUUGGAUCCUAUUGGCGCUGUUGGUGGCGAUGAUGAUCCCCGCCCAGCCCUUCAUGAGGAGGUCCGGAAAAUUUGAAGUCUUCUAUUACUCGCACCUACUAUACGUGCCUUUCUAUGUCUGUCUGUUCAUACAUGCGCCCAGUUUUUGGAUGUGGUUCUUGUGUCCACUUUUUGUCUUCUGCAUUGAAUGGGUACUGAGAGUCUCGAAGUCAUUUGUGGGCGACUGGGGGCUCACAUACAUAGAGCAGGGGGUGAUUCUACCCUCUCGUGUCAUACAGUUGAUAGUGAAACGUCCGCUUAAUUUUGACUUUCAUCCGGGAGACUAUGUCUACGUCCAGAUCCCCAACAUUACUAAUUACGAGUGGCAUCCCCUCACCAUCAGUAGUGCACCCGAACAGUCGGACAUCAUUUGGCUGCACAUCCGAGCGGUGGGCGAAUGGACUAAUCGGUUGUAUAACUACUUCAAUAUGGAGGCGACAGUGAAGGCCAGCCUCACUAUCGACAGACAUAUGUCUCAAAUCAAUUACAGAGAGUUUAUGAAAGAAAACGCUGAAAAUGAUGGUCAAAACGGGUCUCCCAUGAGAAGAACAAAGAGCUCAUCCGCUUUCAAUGCAACUUCAAAGCACUUGCUUAGGGGCGCAACGGUGAUGGUCCUCCCGGUGCCGGUCGACUGCAAUGAGUACGGGUGCGGCAGACAGGCCCUGAACGAGAAGAAGAGGAAUGACGUGGAAAUGGCGGCCUCUCCUGUCAGCAAAUCGUCGUUCACAUCAUUGACUCAAUUGAAGUCAGCGAUGAGAUCAAUGAGUGAACCAAACAUCUUGAAGAACGCCAUCAUUCUGGACAGACCUCUGAAAGUGCGUUUGGAUGGUCCCUAUGGGUCGCCCUCUUCUCACAUAUUCCGUACACAACACGCGAUAUUAAUCGCCACCGGAAUCGGUGUCACACCGUUUGCAAGCAUUUUGCAGUCAAUUAUGUUGAAGUAUAUUGAGGCCAAACGCAGCUGUCCCUCCUGUGCCCACUCGUGGUCUGAUCCCAUUCCCCCCAAUGUUAUGAAGUUGAGGAAAGUGGACUUCAUGUGGAUUAAUAGGGAUCACAACAGCUUUGAAUGGUUUGUCAGCUUAUUGUCUGAGUUGGAGAAACAACAGGAGGAAUGGCACGAAACCGAGCGAUUCCUCGACAUUCAUAUGCAUAUCACUCAGGGAAGUGUCCGCCAGAGAAAGACUAGCAUUCCGUUGGAGAUGAGGGACAGGAGUGAGUCGAGCACUGGUCUCACGUGGCAUAAGGGAAGGCCUGAUUGGAACAAAUUCUUCAAGACUAUGGACAACAAGAAAAGGGGAAGAAUUACUGUCUUCUUCUGCGGCCGACCAGAUCUGGCCCGCAGUUUGCGACUCAUUUGCAGUCGAUUUGGCUUUCAGUUCAGAAAAGAGAUAUUUUAG
Messenger RNA from Oppiella nova, 1896 nucleotides. The record is from the annotation of a GenBank genome assembly. NCBI's taxonomy places the organism in Eukaryota, Metazoa, Arthropoda, Arachnida, Sarcoptiformes, Oppiidae.